Molecule: messenger RNA, 933 nt
Organism: Morus notabilis
Lineage: Eukaryota; Viridiplantae; Streptophyta; Magnoliopsida; Rosales; Moraceae
Product: telomere repeat-binding factor 2
Exons: 6
Coding region: 178-933 (251 amino acids)
Biological process (GO): nucleosome assembly
Cellular component (GO): nucleosome
Molecular function (GO): double-stranded telomeric DNA binding
Source: RefSeq, a predicted model, not a curated record
UUUCAUACUCUCUCUCUCUCUCUUCCCCCCUCCUUCCCUUCGCUGUUAAACGUUAACAAUUCUCAAAAGCUUUGGAUGAUUCGAAUAAUCCGAAUGUGAAAAGAUCUCUUGGUUUCCACAUUCUCCGUCAGUUUCCCCAGCAAUCUCUUCGAUCCGAAGGGCUCUUGACUUCGGUUGAUGGGUGCUCCUAAACAGAAGUGGACAGCGGAAGAAGAAGCGGCCCUUAAAGCUGGUGUAGUUAAACAUGGGGCAGGCAAAUGGCGCACGAUACUCACUGACCCAGAGUUCAGUUCCAUCUUGCAUUUGCGUUCCAAUGUUGAUCUCAAGGAUAAAUGGAGAAAUAUAAAUGUAACUGCGAUAUGGGGGUCUAGGCAGAAGGCUAAGCUUGCGCUUAAAAAGAAUCAACCAGCCCCUAAACAAGACAACAGCCCUUUGGCUGUGGUCACUGUACAUAAUGAUGAAGAGAUUGUUGAUGCUAAGCCUCUUGCUAUUGAGGGUGGAACAUUGCAAAUUACUAAUCCAAAAGAACCAAAUGCAAGGUUGGAUAAGCUUAUUUUAGAUGCUAUUGCCAAGUUGAAGGAGCCAAGGGGUUCUGACAGGGCUGCAAUUGCUAUGUAUAUAGAGGCAAAUUAUUGGGCACCACCAAACCUCAAAAAGCUGCUGUCAACAAAACUAAAGCAUAUGACAUUAAACGGAAAAUUGAUUAAGGUAAAGCAUAGAUAUAGGAUUGCACCAAGUUCGAAAGGUGCUGAAAAAAGAAGAAGCUCAGCCAUGUUACUUCUGGAGGCAAUGAAAAAGGAUUCCCCAAGAGUAGAGAAAACCGAGGUCAACAUUCUUACUAAAUCCCAGGUUGAUGCAGAGCUUACAAAGAUGAGGGGCAUGACUCCACAAGAGGCAGCUGCAGCUGCUGCACAGGCAGUUGCUGAGGCAUGA